Molecule: messenger RNA, 1321 nt
Organism: Staurois parvus
Lineage: Eukaryota; Metazoa; Chordata; Amphibia; Anura; Ranidae
Source: the annotation of a GenBank genome assembly
AUGGCGUCUGCUUUGCGCUCCAGGACUUUGAGCAAAGAUGAUGUGAACUAUAAACUGCAUUUCAGGAUGAUCAACGAGCAGCAAGUGGAGGACAUCACCAUCGACUUCUUCUACAAGCCGCACACCAUCACCCUGCUCACCUUCACCACCAUCAGCCUCAUGUACUUCGCCUUCACCAGGGAGAACACAAGCCAAGAGGACAAUAUUUGGAAAGGCAUCCUUUCAGUCAUUUUCUUCUUUCUAAUCAUCAGUGUCUUAGCUUUUCCUAAUGGUCCCUUUACAAGGCCACACCCCUGCACUAUGGAGAGAUGGUGUUUGCCUCAGUGUCCUCUAUUUCCUGUUUUUGGUAUUUUUGCUCUUCCUGAACUUCGAGCAGGUCAAAGCUGUCAUGUAUUGGCUGGACCCUAAUCUGCGCUAUGCCACAAGGGAAGCCGACGUCAUGGAAUAUGCAGUGAAUUGCCAUGUAAUCACCUGGGAACGGAUACUCAGUCAUUUUGACAUAUUUGCGUUUGGUCAUUUCUGGGGCUGGGCCAUGAAGGCUUUACUUAUCCGCAGCUAUGGCCUGUGCUGGACAAUUAGCAUCACUUGGGAGCUGACAGAGCUCUUUUUUAUGCACCUUCUUCCUAACUUUGCUGAGUGCUGGUGGGACCAAGUCAUUCUGGACAUCCUUUUAUGCAAUGGAGGUGGCAUCCUCCUUGGCAUGGUGGUCUGCCGCUUCUUGGAGAUGAGGACUUACCACUGGGCAAGUUUCAAAGACAUUCACACGACUACAGGAAAAAUCAAGAGAGCCGUGCUUCAGUUCACUCCAGCAAGCUGGAUCUACGUGCGAUGGUUUGACCCUAAAUCUUCAUUUCAGAGAGUUGCUGGAGUAUAUCUCUUUAUGAUUAUUUGGCAGCUGACUGAACUUAAUACCUUCUUCUUGAAACAUAUCUUCGUAUUCCAAGCAAGUCAUGCACUGAGCUGGUGCAGAAUUCUCUUCAUUGGCAUCAUUACAGCACCUACUGUCAGGCAGUAUUAUGCAUAUCUUACAGACACACAGUGCAAAAGAGUUGGCACUCAAUGCUGGGUGUUUGGUGCCAUUGCGUUUCUUGAAGCAAUAGUAUGUAUAAAGUUUGGACAGGACCUUUUCUCCAAAACUCAUCUGCUGUAUGUGGUACUUUGGCUUCUCUGUGUGGCGAUUACUACGUUCCUUUGCCUGUAUGGAAUGGUGUGGUAUGCGGAUCAUUGUGGACAAAGACAGAAGACUUAUUCAGAGUGUGAUGACAGCACAUAUAACACAGACAUUCCCUGGCAGCAUGCAGAAAAAGUCGGUAAGUUAUAG